This is a messenger RNA of Exophiala aquamarina CBS 119918, 777 nucleotides long. RefSeq lists its product as uncharacterized. Gene Ontology annotation, biological process: nucleotide metabolic process. Gene Ontology annotation, molecular function: catalytic activity. The transcript has a single exon. The coding region runs from base 1 to 777 and encodes 258 amino acids. The record is from RefSeq and is a predicted model, not a curated record. Lineage: Eukaryota; Fungi; Ascomycota; Eurotiomycetes; Chaetothyriales; Herpotrichiellaceae.
AUGGACGAAGUCGCAAGCCUAAUCCCAGAGCAAUUACCUAGAUCAUCCAACAUCACCAACAACAGCCAGCAGAACUCCGAUUAUAAACCGUCAUGUCCCUUCUGCGUGAUCGCGCACACAUUCCAGCCGGUGUCAGCACUAUCAGCGCCUAAUUCCCCAGCGCUAGAAUCGACAAAACUCGACCCGCCCUCAUUCGUGCUCUUCUCCAGCGAGCACGUCAUAGCAUUCCUGGACAUCAUGCCCCUGACACGGGGCCACGUCCUGAUCGCGCCGAGGAAACAUCGCGUCAAGAUCGGCGACUUGAGCGGCGAUGAGAGCGCCCAAAUUGGCCGGGUGCUGCCCCUGGUGGCCCGCUCCGUGCUGAAAUCCGUCCUGCCCGACAUUCCGCAUGAUGAGGUCGACUACAAUAUCGUGCAGAACAACGGGCCCGGAGCCGCGCAGGUCGUCCCGCAUGUCCACUUCCAUUUGAUCCCGCGCCCGCCGCUGAAUUAUACCUAUCCGGCCCGGGUGUCCAAGGCACCGCCGAAGCAUAGCAGUUAUCUGCCUAACGAGCAGCCCAAUGCCAGAGCGCGCAAUGCGAUUAUGUUCGGCCGCGGCCAGCGGCAGGACCUCGAUUACGACGAGGCGGAAGUUUUGGUCGAGGAGAUUCGACAGGCUAUCAAGGAUGAGUGCGACCCCGCCUCUGCCCUGGACAGUCUGAAUCUUGGUUCGGAGGAUCAAGCCGCCUCGGAUUCCCACGGAGAGACGAAGAACAGGAAAGGAGGCUGGAAGGUCUAA